Messenger RNA from Punctularia strigosozonata HHB-11173 SS5, 2121 nucleotides. Its product is annotated as MFS general substrate transporter. The record is from RefSeq and is a predicted model, not a curated record. The transcript has 9 exons. Gene Ontology annotation, biological process: transmembrane transport. Gene Ontology annotation, molecular function: transmembrane transporter activity. Bases 1 to 2121 code for a protein of 706 amino acids. Gene Ontology annotation, cellular component: membrane. Lineage: Eukaryota; Fungi; Basidiomycota; Agaricomycetes; Corticiales; Punctulariaceae.
AUGCCGUCGCAAUCGCGCUCGCGCUCGAGGCCGCACCUCUCGCACAGGGGCACGUCGCGGUCCUCAAUUCCUUACUUGCCCGGAGGACCGCAGGACCUGAUCCUGCCGGAGGGGACCGUUGGUGAGGAGGCGGCAGAGCUGCUUCAGGAGUUUGUGCGCCCGCAUCACCACUCGGAGGAUACGCUCAUCGAAGAGGAGGACGACGCCCCGGAAGAGGACGCCGAAUUGCUCGCUCAAGCAAAGGAAUAUCACAAGACGCUCCCGUGGUGGAAGAGGCCGAGCGGGUACUGGUUCCUCUGGCUCAUGCCGUUAUCGUCGAUCGCAAUGAGCACGACGAUUGCGCCUCGGAUCGAGAUCUAUACUAUGCUCGCGUGCGACGCCCACAAGCCGGAGUACACUGCGGGACAUGGCUUGGAGGAUCUUGGAAUCCAUCUACCGUUCAGCAGUCGAUCCUCCGGCGAAAUUGCGAUCGCAGGUUCUUCCGAGCCUGCUGACCUUUCCCCCAUAUCCCCCAUAGAUCCACCAGCAAUCAACUUCGCGACAGCAUUCGAGAACGGAUCGAACAAUGGCACUGUAUUGCCGAACCCCAAGCUCUGUCGCUCAGAUCCCGAGGUCCAAGCAGCGGUCGCUAGGCUCACUGCUACGUUGACCACUGGCCAAGGCAUUCUCGCAAUUCUUACCACGGCGUGGUGGGGCUCACUCUCUGACAGGCUCGGACGAACUCGUGUCAUAGGCGCAACCAUUAUCGGCGUGCUGUUGAUGGACUUUAACUUCAUCUUCGUGACCCUGUUCGCGAAGCGGCUUCCUGGUGGCUACUGGUUCCUACUCGUUGGCCCGUUGAUAGAAGGGUGCCUUGGCGGGUUAUCGUCAGCUCAGGCUGCUGUGCACGCAUAUGUGUCUGACUGUACAGAGCCGGCGCAGCGAGCUCGCAUAUUCUCGUUGAACAUGGGCCUGCUGUUCAUCGGCAUGGCGCUCGGGCCCACUCUGGGUGGUAUCAUCAUACGAGUUACUGGCAACAUUCUCUCCGUCUUCUAUCUCGCUGCGUGUGUGCACGCGCUGUACUGCUUCGUCAACUGGGUUAUCCUCCCUGAGUCUCUGACGCGCGCCCAGAUGGCUGCGGCUCGCAGAAAGUACCGGGCGAUGAUCGCCGCUAGGAAGGAAGAGACAUCGUCCAUGAGUGCAUUGGCAGCGGCAGCUUUCCAUGUCAAGCGCGUCCUGAUGUUUUUCACGCCGCUCGCGAUCUUUUUGCCGAUAACGAAGUCCAGCGGUAACCCUCUGAAGGGCAAGAAGCGCGACUGGAACCUCACGCUCGUCGUUGCCGCUCACGGCUGCGUCAUUCUGAUUAUUGGAUCCUACACGUACAAGUUCCAAUAUGCUCAAUCUAAAUUCAACUGGAACUCUGAGAAUGUCGGUUACUGGAUGAGCCUAGUUGGCGCCUCGAGGGCGGUUCAUCUCUGCGUCAUCCUACCUCUGAUCAUCAAACUAUUCAAACCCAAGGCCCAACCAAUCGAGCUCCCGAUCGAGCCUUCCGAACCGUUGCAACCUCGUUCUAUGGGUGAAGAGGCGUCUUACGGGUCCAGUUCUACCAGUGGUGGCCCUCCGGGAUCAAGGGAUCACCACCACCAGCUGGGUGCCCAUAGGCAUACCCACUCCUUAACAUUCGACCUUUGGAUUGCCAGGGUCUCGAUGUUGAUCGAGGUCGUAGCAUAUACCGUGAUGGGCCUCGCGAGCAACGGAACGGUCUUCACUCUUGCUGGCAUGGCUGGCAGUCUAGGUGCCGGUUUUGGCCCUGCCAUCCAGAGCGUCGCGGUGGAAUUAUUCAAUGCCAGGGGAGGCGUAGAAAUUGGUAAACUGUUCGGUGCAAUGGCACUCAUCCAGGCCAUCUGCUCGCACAUUAUCGGGCCAGCGACGUUUGGUGUGCUCUACAUGAAGACAGUUGCGACUUUCCCCGGCGCUAUCUUCUUCAUAUCCACUGGCGCCGUGGGCUCCGCAUUCUUGUUGCUGUGUUUCGUUCGCGUCCCUGCGCCUUCGCCUGUUGACGCUGAAGAGCAGCCGCUCGCUCACCCGGCUCAAGAGGACACGUUGGUUGACACCUCGGCUUCGGAUGGAGGUCGGAAGUAA